GGAACCAUAACUCAAGACACUUUGACCCAAGACACUUUGACCCAAGACACUAUUCAUGAACAAGAUGAUGAAGCUGUUCCUGUUGACGAUUUGACUAAUGCAAGAGAACAGUUAGUAAGUACCCCCGGAAGUGAUAAAAAAUUAAAAGUAAAUAAAGGUCAAAAAAGAAGAUUAGACGUCAUAACCAAUGCCGUCCACGAGUUAAAGAAUCUAAACGAAACAAUUAAUAGUCCAAAAACAUCUAUUCAGGAUGAUGAGUGUGAUGUCAUGGGAAAACAUAUUGCUAUACAACUACGGGAGUUACCCCCUUACGAUAGGGUAUUGGCAAACUUUGAAUUACAAAAAGUUCUGUUGAACUAUCGGUUGAAAAAUAUGAGAGAGGUGUCACCAUCGACUUCAUAUAGCCGUCCUAGCAGUGUUGCUUCUAAUUUUCAAUUGAACCCAUAUACACCACAAACCCAAACCAGUGAAGAAAGUAGUAGCCGCCCUAGUAGUGUUGCUUCUAAUCUUCAAUUGCACCCAUAUACACCACAAACCCAAACCAGUGAAGAAAAUAGUACGGCAGAUAUCAUACAUGCAGCUUUGGUGAGCUCUGAUAUCAAUAGUGAUUUUUAUUAAUAGUAUUUUGGUUUUUUUUUUUUUUUGGAAAUUAAUACUUACUUUUAUGUAAUUGUUUUUUUAUGAUGUUUAAUAAAUUAUGAAUGUAAUC
This is a messenger RNA of Daktulosphaira vitifoliae (grape phylloxera), 709 nucleotides long. RefSeq lists its product as uncharacterized. Lineage: Eukaryota; Metazoa; Arthropoda; Insecta; Hemiptera; Phylloxeridae. The record is from RefSeq and is a predicted model, not a curated record. The transcript has a single exon. The annotation marks the transcript as partial.